Gopherus flavomarginatus (Mexican gopher tortoise) is the source of this 522-nucleotide messenger RNA. It is a transcript of the gene PALM3, whose product is annotated as paralemmin 3. NCBI's taxonomy places the organism in Eukaryota, Metazoa, Chordata, Testudines, Testudinidae. Gene Ontology annotation, biological process: regulation of cell shape. The record is from RefSeq and is a predicted model, not a curated record. Gene Ontology annotation, cellular component: membrane. Bases 88 to 522 code for a protein of 144 amino acids. The transcript has 6 exons.
CGGGGAUCUGCACUCCCACCGGACAUGCAUGUGGGAGAGAGAGCAGACAGGUGGCUGAACAAGGCAGCCCAGGAAUGCUGAGGGAAGAUGGCAGAGAGCUCCCUGUACACGCAGCGCCUAGAGGCCAUCGUGGGGCGGCGCAAGGUGCAGGAGCGGAUCCUCCGGGCGCGCCGGGAGCUGGAGGAGGAGAAACUCCGAGCCCAGCAGCUGAAGAGGAAGUCUCUGCGAGACCGGUGGCUGAUGGAGGGGUCGUGUCUGCCCCCCGAGAACGACCCCACCUCCCCGCUAUGGCAGACACAGUCCCGCAUCCAGGAGCUAGAGCAGGAUCUGUCCAGCCUCCAAUCUCAGAUGCAGCAGCUGGAUAACCCGGAGCAUCAUGGCAAGUCGCACGAGGCCUUGGAAGAUGCCAAGCGGCCAGCAGGGGGCACCUGUGAGGACUCCCUGGUUCUCCUUGGGUUUCCUUUGGGCUUCGAUUGCUUCCUUCUUGGGCUGCAAAAACAACCCCAGAUGAAGGAAAACUGA